Messenger RNA from Hypomesus transpacificus, 6789 nucleotides. RefSeq names its product myosin X, like 1 (gene myo10l1). Lineage: Eukaryota; Metazoa; Chordata; Actinopteri; Osmeriformes; Osmeridae. Gene Ontology annotation, cellular component: cytoskeleton; myosin complex. The record is from RefSeq and is a predicted model, not a curated record. The transcript is spliced from 44 exons. The coding region runs from base 418 to 6702 and encodes 2094 amino acids. Gene Ontology annotation, molecular function: protein binding; cytoskeletal motor activity; ATP binding.
CACGCACACACGCACACACGCACACAGCACCACCACCACACACGUCUAUACACAUGCCCGGCGCUGCGGUACGGGUGAACUGAAUGUCGAACUGGUACCUGCAGCAAUCGAGGGAAUUACCGUUUUUUAGGCUACGUACAAGCUGCGUGGCGUGGAAUUUAACUUGUGGUAUAGCCCAUCACACGGACACACAAACGGAAAGAGUGUGCGUAACCUCUCCCUCUUGCUGUGCAGCAGCCUAUACGGUUAGAAAGACAGGGGCUGGUGAAUGGAACACAUCAACGGACGGUGCUAUCACCUCUGUCCCAUUUCAAGAAACACGUAGACCCGGUGAUUGUAGUGAUUUAGCCAACCGGUGUACCGAGUGAGCGUCGGCCCAUUUGCGGACUGCACGCGCGCUCGGUAGGAAAAGGGAGGAUGGAGGCGUUUUUCACGGAGGGGACCCGUGUGUGGGUCAGGGAGAAGGAGCAGCUGGUCCCCUCAACCGUCAGCUCCUGUGGAGAUACCCUCGUCCUCACCACAGACUAUGGAGAGGUGUUGUACCUGCCCCAGGCUGAGGUGAACCGGGAGCGAGUGUGUGCCAUGCACCCGUCCAGCAUCGAUGGAGUGGAGGACAUGUCGAAGCUGGCUGAGCUCCACGAAGCUGCCAUCAUGCACAACCUCUACCAGCGCUACCAGAAGGACAGCAUCUAUACCAACAUCGGCAGCAUCCUGGCAGCAGUGAACCCCUACAAGCAGAUCCCAGGGCUGUACGACCCUGAGAGGGUGGAGCUCUACUCCAAACACCACCUGGGGGAGCUCCCGCCCCACAUCUUUGCCAUAGCCAAUGAGUGCUACCGCUGCAUCUGGAAACGCCACGACAGCCAGUGUGUCCUUAUCAGUGGGGAGUCAGGAGCUGGGAAGACGGAGAGUACCAAGCUGCUGCUCCAGUUCCUGUCAGUGAUGAGUCAGAACUCUGCUGGGACGCCCCCUUCAGAGAAGACCACACGUGUGGAGCAGGCCAUCGUACAGAGCAGUCCCAUCAUGGAGGUGUUUGGUAACGCCAAGACCGUGUACAACAACAACUCCAGUCGCUUUGGGAAGUUCAUCCAGCUGCACUUCUCUGAGAGCGGGAACAUCCAGGGAGGCUGCAUCAUCGACUAUUUACUUGAAAAGAACCGGGUGGUGAGGCAGAACCCAGGAGAACGGAAUUAUCACAUUUUCUAUGCUCUGCUGGCUGGGUCUGUCAAGGAGCAUAAGGAGCUGUACUUCCUGGGCGACCCUGCUGAGUCGUUCCACUACCUCAGCCAAUCAGGUUGCCUCAAAGAUAAGAGCCUCGAUGACAAACAACUCUUUAACAGCGUCAUGGAGGCGCUGAAAGUGAUGGAGUUCACAGAGGAGGAGAUCCGAGACAUGUUCAAGCUGCUGUCUGGAGUCUUACAGAUGGGCAACAUGGAGUUCAUGACUGCAGGAGGAGCACAGAUAACCUCCAAGCAAGUGCUCAGUAAUGUCAGUGAGCUGCUGGGUCUGGACUCUUUCCAGCUGUCUGAAGUCCUGACUCAGCGUUCCAUGAUCCUCCGAGGAGAGGAGAUCUGUUCCCCUCUGACCAUAGAACAGGCUGUGGAUUCCCGAGACUCUGUUGCCAUGGCGCUAUAUUCCCAGUGUUUCUCCUGGAUCAUUCUUCGGAUCAACCAGAAGAUCAAAGGGAAGGACAACUUCAAAUCCAUCGGGAUCCUCGACAUAUUUGGCUUUGAGAACUUUGAGGUGAAUCGGUUUGAACAGUUCAACAUCAACUAUGCCAACGAGAAAUUACAAGAGUACUUCAACAAGCACAUAUUCUCCCUGGAGCAGCUGGAGUAUAACAGGGAGGGCGUCCAGUGGGAUGCUAUUGACUGGAUGGAUAACGCAGAGUGCCUGGAUCUCAUAGAGAAGAAACUGGGCAUGUUGGCGCUGGUUAACGAGGAGAGCCGCUUCCCCAAGGGAACAGACUUCACCCUGCUGGAGAAGCUUCACAGCAGACACUCGACAAACCCUUACUACGUGAAGCCCAGACUGGCUGACCAUCAGUUUGGAAUCAAGCACUACGCUGGAGAGGUUCUAUAUGAUGUCCGAGGGAUCCUGGAAAAGAACCGAGACACCUUCAGAGACGACAUCCUGAACAUGCUCAAGGACAGCAGGCUGGACUUCAUCUACGACCUGUUUGAGAAGGUGGGCAGCAGGAACAACGAGGAGACUCUGAAGAUGGGCACGGCCAGGCGCAAGCCCACCGUCAGCUCGCAGUUCAGGGACUCUCUCCACGCUCUCAUGGCUACCCUGAGUGUGUCCAACCCCUUUUUCAUACGCUGCAUCAAACCCAACAUGGACAAGAAUCCCAGCAAGUUUGACCCGGAAGUUGUUCUGAACCAGCUGCGGUAUUCUGGGAUGCUGGAGACUGUCAAGAUCCGUCGGGCAGGCUUCCCUGUUCGCAGAACCUUCAAGGACUUCUUCUGUCGGUACAAGAUCAUUGUGAAGGGGAAGGAGAAGACAGCUGCAGGAGAUGAUAAGAAGAAGAGCACAGACCUGCUGGUCAAGUACGACAAGACCAAAAAGGAGUGGCAGCUUGGGAAGACCAAGGUGUUCAUGAAGGAGUCUCUGGAGCAAUGCCUGGAGAAGGACCGGGACGAGGUGCGUCGGCAGGCAGCCAUGAUCAUCAGAGCUCACCUGCUCACCUUCUCAGCCAGGAAGCACUUCAAGCGCGUGCGCGUCAGCGUCGUCACCCUCCAGAAGCACUUCCGCAGCCACCUCCUGCGCAGGCGCUUCCUGCGGGAGCGCAAAGCGGCGCUGGUGCUGCAGAAACAUCGGCGGGGUCAGGUGGCUCGGACCCGGGUCCGGAAACUCCGGGGGGAGAGGAGGAGGAAGAGAGAGGAGGCGGAGGGGAAGACGGGCGAGGAGGGGAAGAAGGACCAGGCGGAGAAAGGCGAGGGGGAGUCGGACGAGGAGACGGAGGGAGGAGCGGAGGGGAAGGAGGUCAAGGCCUCAGAGAGGGUGUCUCCCGGAGGGACCGAGGAGGAGGCCCGUCAGAUGGAGGAAAUCCUGAACCUGGAGCGAGAGAUCGAGCGCCUGCAGAAGAAGAGAAAGGACGGCGUGUCCCAGCUGUGCGAGUCCUCCAAGCAGGAGCUUCGGCUCCGCAGGGACGCCGAGAUCAAGCGGCUGAAGAAGGAGGCUUCACGCAAGGCCACGGAACUCAUCGACCUCCUGGACUUUGGGGGCCUGGAUCCCGGCCUAGCGGCUCCCUCUGGUGCUUCGGCGGAGACCAAACCCAAACCCAAGCCCCAGGAGGGGGCAGGAGGAGCCACUGCAGCACCCAAAGAGGAGGAGGUGGACGAAGGCUUCCAUGCGGAAGAGGAGGGGUGCAUCCCCCUGCCGGACUUCCCCCCUCCGGCCGAGACGGACGCCCCCCUGGACCAGGACAUCUUCGCCCACCUGCCCCCUCCUCCUCCGGCCUUCGCCGAGGGAACCGUGUCGGCCGCGCCCCCUCCUCCCCCUCCUCCCCCUCCUCCCCUGCCCGGAGACGGCUCGACCCCACCUCCUCCUCCCCCUCCUCCCCCUCCUCCCCCCUCCCUGCCUGGCAUGGAGGGACCAGGGGGAGAGAACCAGGAGAAGGAGGGUGAGCUGGGGAGGAAGACGAGCAUGGCCGAGAGCCUGGGAGACGGGGAGGAGCCCAUCUACAGCAUGCCGGCCGACACCGAAUCCGACUACGACCAGGAGGAGGAGGAGGGCUCUGUCACCGCGGGAGACGACGGCUCCGGUACCGGGAGCAACCGUGGCAGCGCGGCCAUGACGGAGGACGAGAAGUUGAGGAAGUCCACCUGCACCAACGCCAGCCUCGAGUCCUACAGAGGCAGCUCGAGCUCUUACGUGGAGAGCGACGAUGAGCAUGACGGCCUGCUGGACACCGACGAGGAGGUGACCAAUGGGAGGGUGAGCGUGCUCAAUGGGAACGGACCUGCGUACUUCCACAGCUACCUGUACAUGAAGGCUGGGCUGAUGAUCCCGUGGAGGAGGCGUUGGUGUGUGUUGAAGGACGAGACCUUCAUGUGGUUCCGAUCCAAACAGGAGUCGCUCAAGUCUGGCUGGCUCUACAAGAAGGGUGGCGGUCUCUCCACUCUCUCCCGCAGGAACUGGAAGAUGCGCUGGUUUGUUCUGAGGGACAGUAAGCUCAUGUACUUUGAGAACGACAGCGAGGAGAAACUGAAGGGAACCAUUGACAUACGUGCGGCCAAAGAGAUAGUGGACAAUCACGAGAAGGAGAAUGCACUGAACAUCGUGACAGAAGAGAGGACCUAUCAGGUGUUCGCUGAGUCACCAGAGGAUGCCAGUGGGUGGUUCAACGUGCUCAGUAAGGUGCAUGUGUGUACCCCCGAACAGCUCAUGGACAUGUCUCACGAGCAGGCCAACCCUAAGAACGCUGUGGGCACGCUGGAUGUGGGGCUCAUAGACUCUGUGUGUGCCUCAGACAACCCAGACAGGCCCAACUCGUUUGUGAUCAUCACAGCCAACCGGGUGAUCCACUGUAACACAGACAGCCCAGAGGAGAUGCACCACUGGAUCAGCCUGCUGCAGAAGCCCAAGGGAGACUCCAGGAUAGACGGCCAGGAGUUCCUGGUCAGGGGCUGGCUCAACAAGGAGAUUAAGACGGGGGCCAAGAGCUCGUGCCUGAAGCUGAAGAAGCGCUGGUUCGUGUUAACCCACAACUCCCUGGACUACUACAAGAGCUCCGAACGCAACUCCUCCAAGAUGGGAACGCUCCUCCUCAACUCCCUCUGCUCCGUCGUUCAGCCUGACGAACGAGUGCACCGGGAGACAGGCCACUGGAACAUCAUAGUGCAUGGGAGAAAGCACUCGUACCGCCUGUACACUAAGAUGCUAAACGAGGCCAUGAGGUGGACAGCUGCCAUCCAGGGGGUCAUUGACAGCAAGACCCCCAUAGAGACCCCCACCCUGCAGCUCAUUCGAGACAUCAAGGAGAACAGUGUGAACCCAGACUUAGUGGAGCAGACCUACAGGAGGAACCCCAUCCUCAGAUACACCCAGCAUCCUCUCCACUCUCCUCUCCUCCCCCUGCCCUACGGAGAGGUCUCCAGGCUCCAGAGGGAGCAGGGCUACGCCAGCCUGCAGGACGAGGCCGUCAGGGUGUUCAACUCCCUGCAGGAGAUGGAGACGCUGGCCGACACGGUGCCCAUCAUCCAGGGCAUCCUGCAGACCUGCCAGGACCUGAAGCCUCUGCGGGACGAGGUAUAUUGUCAGGUGAUCAAGCAGACCAAUCACGUGCCUCAGCCUAACAGCCCAGCCAAUCGGGCACAUUGGCACCUGCUUACCUGCAUGAGUUGCACCUUCUUGCCCGGCCGAGCCAUCCUGAGAUACCUGAGAUUCCAUCUGAAGAGGGUGCGAGAGCGCUUCCCGGCAACAGAGAUAGAGCGCUACGCUGGCUUUAUCGGGGAGUCCCUGAAGAAGACCAAGUCAAGGGAGUACGUGCCCUCCCAGGAGGAGAUCGCCGCCCUGCUGGUCAGACAGGAGAUGAGCACCACCGUCUACUGCCAUGGCGGAGGGUCCUGCAAGAUCUCCAUCAACUCACACACCACUGCCGGAGAGGUGGUGGAGAAGCUGAUCCGAGGCCUGGCCAUGGAGGAGAGCAGGAACCUGUUCUCCCUGUUUGAACACAACAAGGUGACCGACCGAGCCCUGGAGAGCAGGGUCAUCGUGGCUGACGUCCUAGCCAAGUUCGAGAGACUGGCGGGUAGUGAGGAAGAGGAGGAGGAGGGAGGCUGGAGGCUCUACUUCAAACUCUACUGUUUCCUGGACAUGGAGAGCAUGCCCAAAGAGGGAGUGGAGUUUGCCUUCAUGUUUGAGCAGGCUCACGAGUCUCUGAUCAGUGGUCACUUCCCCGCCCCAGAGGAGACUUUGCAGCACCUGGCCGCUUUACGGCUGCAGUAUCUCCACGGUGAUGGUGCAGGCCGGGCCGGGUGGAGCCUGGGGACAGUCUAUCCAAUAGGACGUCUCCGCAACCGGAUCAUCCACUCCACCAAGCAGGGCGCGGCCUCGGCGGGAGGAGGAGCCGGAGGGGCGGGGGAAAGGUCCAGCGGGGGUCAGGGAGCAGUCGGAGGGCAGGGAGGAGGGGCGGGGGCGGGGCAGGAGAAGCGACGCACCCCCAGCUUCCUGGACGGAACGCUGCGACGGAGCUUCAAGACGGGCUCUCUUAAGAAACAGAAAGUGGAAGAGGAGCAGAUGCUGGAGAUGUGGGUGAAGGAGGAGACGUCAGCCACCCGGGCCAGCGUUCUGGAGAAGUGGACCCGCCUCCAGGGCAUGCCCCAGCACCAAGCCCUGCUCAAGUACAUGAGCAUCGUCAAGGAGUGGCCCGGAUAUGGGUCCACGCUGUUCGACGUGGAGUGCAAAGAGGGAGGGUUCCCCCAUGACCUGUGGCUGGGUGUGAGUGCUGACAACCUGUCUGUGUACAAGAGAGGAGAGCCCAAGCCCCUGGAGACCUUCCAGUACGAACACAUCACCUUCUUCGGAGCUCCCCAGCCCUGCACCUACAAGAUCACUGUGGACGAGAGGGAGAUGUAUUUCGAGACGCCCCUGGUGGGUGAGCUCACCAAGAUCAUGAAGGCCUACAUCAACAUGAUGGUGAAGAAACGCUGCAGCAUUAUGUCCGUCUCCAGCGUCGCCAGUGCGUGGAUCAGGUGAUCGCCAGCAGCCAAUAGCAGCCCUUGAAUCAGCAGCACAGGGCUUGUCAGAGAGAGAGAGAGAGAGAGAGAGAGAGAGAGAGAGAGA